This is a messenger RNA of Diospyros lotus (date-plum), 1878 nucleotides long. RefSeq names its product probable serine/threonine-protein kinase PIX13. Gene Ontology annotation, biological process: protein phosphorylation. Lineage: Eukaryota; Viridiplantae; Streptophyta; Magnoliopsida; Ericales; Ebenaceae. The transcript is spliced from 7 exons. The record is from RefSeq and is a predicted model, not a curated record. Bases 384 to 1640 code for a protein of 418 amino acids. Gene Ontology annotation, molecular function: protein kinase activity; ATP binding.
UGAAUCACGCGGCUCCUCUGCCCCCUCUCCUUGACCGUCUCUCAAUUUUGUGGCUCUAGUCCUGCUGUGAUUUUGUUAAUAACUGCUACAAGCCUUAGUUAGCCAAUCAACACUCCUUAAUUGUACCAAAUAUGAACACUCCUCCGUCCCUUCAACUCGUAAAAUUCCCGGCAAUUUGUUGGUCUCUUCUUCCGCCUUGUAGUUGUAGUUGUAGGAAGGUAGAUGUGAACGCACGAGCGAGCCCACCCACAUAAGAGAAGAGAUCAGAACGCAACAUGAAGGAAGAAGAAGAAGAUGAUGAAGAAGAAAAGCAUGCCCAUCUCUGCUUAAUCAAUUGGCUGCCUACAAUCCCAGAUCGAUCGAUCGAUCCAAGUUGAGUCAUCAUGGGGAUUUGCUGGGCUUCUCCUUCCAAGAACCACAGCCCCGCCACCACUACUGCCCAGUUUACUUCUUCUUUGGGGGGCGUAUCUCAGACCACCAGCAACGGCAACAGCACUACUACGCCUUCCAGCGGAAGCGGAGACACUCGGUUCUCCGACGAGGAAAGUCCCAACGGAAAGAUCCUAUCCUUCCCUAAUUUAAGGAUCUUCAGCUUUUCAGAGUUGAGGAAUGCCACCAGAAAUUUUAGGAACGACUCGGUGCUCGGAGAAGGAGGUUUCGGAAAAGUUUACAAAGGCUGGCUUGACGACAAGCAGCAGCACGCAUCUGGCUCCGUUGUUGCUGUCAAGAAAUUGAACUCUGAAAGCACGCAAGGGUUUCAGGAAUGGCAGUCUGAGGUCAACUUCUUAGGAAGUCUUUCUCAUCCAAACCUUGUUAAGCUAUUGGGAUACUGUUUGGAAGAUAACGAGAAACUCCUCGUCUAUGAAUUCAUGCAAAAGGGCAGCUUGGAGAAUCACCUUUUUGGAAGGGGUGCUGCAGUUCAGCCACUUCCAUGGGGCACGCGGCUUAAGAUACUAAUUGGAGCAGCUCGAGGCCUGGCUUUCUUGCACACAUCAGACAAGCACGUAAUUUAUAGAGAUUUCAAGGCCUCAAAUAUAUUGCUUGAUGGGUCCUACAAUGCCAAGAUCUCAGAUUUUGGGUUAGCAAAAUUGGGUCCAUCAGCUAGCCAAUCACACGUAACCACACGAGUUAUGGGAACUUAUGGUUAUGCUGCUCCAGAGUAUGUUGCUACAGGGCAUUUGUAUGUGAAAAGCGAUGUGUACGGUUUUGGUGUUGUGCUGGUCGAGAUGUUGACAGGGUUACGGGCACUUGACCCAACCCGUGCCAAUGGGAAGCAGAACCUGGCUGACUGGGUUAAACCAUAUUUAAGUGAGAGAAGGAAGUUGAAAACCAUUAUGGACUCGCGGUUGGAAGGAAAAUAUCCUUCCAAAGCUGCAUUUCAUAUAUCUCAGCUUUCUCUGAAAUGCAUUGAAUCGGAACCGAAGACAAGGCCAUCAAUGAAAGAGGUAGUGGAAGCGCUGGAAAAGAUAGGCGGGGACGACGACAAACCCAAGGAGCCUCGAGUUCAUGCUACGCACAGCACUACUGUCUAUCCGCAUGGCUUUGGCCGGCACCCGAUGCACCAUCGAUCCCCGCUUCACCCUAGGCAAGAUGGAAACCGGCAGUAUCAUCAUCAACUCCAUGGACGACGACGAGCUUGACAAGGAGAACGUAUGUUGUGAAAUGCGGGCAUGCGUAUGCUAGCUAGCUAGCUCUGGCUGAUUUUCUUUUUUCUUCUUUUUUUUUUUCUGUUUCAUACCAUACUGGCUAGCUAUUUUUGAUUAAAUUUUGUUGUUCUAGUGGUUGUUCAUAUUGAAUAACUGUGGAACGUUAACAACAUUUGAAAUGUAAUUAUGUCUGGCAGUGCCAGUGGUACGGUGGCUUGGAUUUUGCAGACUA